This is a messenger RNA of Capsicum annuum, 1371 nucleotides long. RefSeq names its product GDSL esterase/lipase 7-like. Gene Ontology annotation, molecular function: hydrolase activity, acting on ester bonds. Lineage: Eukaryota; Viridiplantae; Streptophyta; Magnoliopsida; Solanales; Solanaceae. The transcript is spliced from 3 exons. The record is from RefSeq and is a predicted model, not a curated record. The coding region runs from base 93 to 1211 and encodes 372 amino acids.
GUAUUAUGACUUAAAUAUUUGAGUAGCUAAAGCUACUGUUCAGUUAACUUCUCCAAGAAACUGGGAGGACUAAAGGAACCAAGAAAUUCAGAAUGUGGUUCUUGGAAGGCAAAAGUUGGGUUCUUGGAACAAUAUUGUAUGUGGGAUUGUUGGUGAUAUUGAUGUAUUUGUGUAAUGGAAGUGAAGAAAUGGGGUUUAACUGGCCAUCAUCAGUAACAUCCAUGUACAUUUUAGGUGAUUCUUCUGUUGAUUGUGGUGAUAACACUCCUUUUUAUCCUGUUUUGCAUCAAAAUGUCUCUUUGCAUCCUUGUAAUGGCUCUGAUCAUACUCUUGUUCCUCAGCUUCUUGCUAAGAAGAUGGGCUUGCAAUAUGUCAAACCAUUCUACAGUCAGAAUGGAUCGAUGGAGGAUCUUUUAAACGGAGUGAAUUUUGGUGCUGCACAAGCUACCAUCAUGUACCCUAGAAGUCGAAGCUACCAAACACUGAACCAACAACUGCGGCAAGCAUUUGAGACCAUACAGUUACUGCAGCUUCAGCUAGGCCAAGAUACUGCGAAAAGUUUAAUUGAAUCCACUCUUUUCUACCUGUCAUUCGGGAAAGACGAUUUGAUCAACUACUUGGUUGAUGAUGAAUCUGCAACAAGCCCUGGAUACAAUGGGCUAAAUUUCACCCAUAUUUUGGUUGACCAGAUGAUAAAUGUCAUUGAGAACCUUUAUGAUGCAAAUGUUAGGAAGAUUGUAUGCAUGGGCAUACUGCCUUUGGGAUGUUCACCGAGCGUAAUGAGCAUAAGGUACAAUUCAACCAUUGGCGAUAAAUUGGGCUGUGAGAAUGAUGUCAACUUGCUAGUUUUGGAAUACAAUACAAGACUAGAGCAGAGGAUUGUUGACCUUAACCUCAAAAUGCGAGGUGCACAAGUCAUAUUCUGUGAUACCUAUCGUGCAAUGAUGGAAUUCAUUUUUCAUCCUCAAGCCUAUGGGUUUGAGGAUGCAAAGAAUGCUUGCUGUGGGGAAGGCGAAUAUGGUGGGACAAAAGGCUGCCUUUCACCCGAUAUGGCAUGCCCCCGAGCUUCAAAUCAUGUAUGGUGGGAUUUAUACAAUCCUACUGAAGCUGUGAAUAUCUUGCUAGCUAAUUCAGCAUGGUCUGGUGAUCCAUUGCCUGCCAUUUGUCGUCCGAUCACUUUUGAAGCAUUGGGAUCCUCUCAUACUAACUAAUAGUCACAAGUUCAGUGCUUAGUUAGCACACUGUUUUUGCUCAUUCUUGAUAAUUUACAGUGUGCAUUGUGUAGUAUUACUUGUAGUUAGAUAUCUUUUUGGUUAGGAGGACCACACUUUUGAUCAGGUUUAAAGUAGAUGAAAAUGAGUUUUGUGCAUU